Messenger RNA from Coturnix japonica (Japanese quail), 750 nucleotides. Lineage: Eukaryota; Metazoa; Chordata; Aves; Galliformes; Phasianidae. The record is from RefSeq and is a predicted model, not a curated record.
GGCUCAGUGCUAGCCGCGGCGCCGGGAUUGGCCAGCGGGCCGGGUGGCGAGGGCUGAGGCGGCAGAGCGGCCGGGGCGGCGCAGCAGUUGCGGUGCGCGGCGUUACGGGCUCGUCGCCAUGUCUGAGGCCGCGUUCCAGAAGGCAGCUGAGGAGGUGAAGCAGCUCAAGUCUCAGCCUACGGACCAAGAGAUGCUCGACGUGUACAGCCACUACAAGCAGGCCACGGUGGGCGACGUGAACACGGAUCGCCCUGGUAUGCUUGACUUCAAAGGCAAAGCAAAGUGGGACGCCUGGAAUGCAUUGAAAGCUACAGCAGGGAGUUCUUUUAUUGAGCGUGGAGAACUUGGCAGUGAUUCUAGCUGAGAGAAAGGCAAAACACGAGCACUGUAGUAAGUAACAUGUCAGAAAGUUGUUCCUUUAAUAGUAACUUGAGGAUGCAUUUGUAUAUCAGCAACAUCCAUAUAGAAGAGAGUAAAAACCAAAAAAUGUUCAGGUAUGUGUCUCAAUAGUCAACAGAACUGUGCAUAGACAUCAGGCAAAUAAACAGUGAUGAGGAACAUAGCGUGGAUGUAUUUGUAGAUGAGCAGGCUCAUGAAUCUUGCAGGGGAGAGGAACAAGAAGUUACAGCUGUUGUGAAUCAAGCUCUUAACUGAUGAAGCUGAUAAACUGUUGUCACCAGGCUUCAGCUGUCACUGCAUUUGCGUGUACCUGCGCAAAUAAAAGCUACCUCAGGGCGUUUUGUUGAACUU